This is a messenger RNA of Chenopodium quinoa (quinoa), 3498 nucleotides long. RefSeq names its product putative pentatricopeptide repeat-containing protein At5g65820. Gene Ontology annotation, molecular function: protein binding. Bases 662 to 2626 code for a protein of 654 amino acids. The transcript is spliced from 2 exons. The record is from RefSeq and is a predicted model, not a curated record. Lineage: Eukaryota; Viridiplantae; Streptophyta; Magnoliopsida; Caryophyllales; Amaranthaceae.
GAGGGUGACGUCUUGUGAUGGGACCAUACAUGUUUGGAAUAGCCAAACUGGAAAAGCAAUAACAAUAAUUUCCAGAAUAAGUAUACUAUUCGUAUUACUUUGAAAAUUAUAGGAGGAUGAGAUUGGCUCGUUUCAGAUUAUUAGGUUGACUCGUUUUGAGUAGGUUAGAGGGUAUUCUUUUUUUUUUCUUUUUUGAUGAUUAUUCUUUUCAAUUUAUUUUAAAAAAGAAAAAAAAAAAAAAAAAAAAAAAAAAACAUCGUUUAAUCGCCCCCUCCUCACUCCUCAGUCUUCACCCUCCAACUUCAAUCACCUCAUUCUGUUUGGUUUCAUGGUGCUCCGUGUUCUUGUGAAGUCGUGAAGAAAAGCAGUAUCCUUAAAACCCUUAUCAACAGAAAAACUGUCAACGACAGAAAAAUCAGAAAUUUCAACUAAUUAUCUCAGCUUUCGUGAUCCUAACCUAUAGAGAGAUUUGAAAGGGAAGAUCAUAACAAUUUGUAAUAGCUUUGCUGAAGCCAUAAAUCUCCUGAACAGGUAAAAAUGUCAUCUUUUUUGUGUUAAUUGCAUCUCAAACUCCAUUAAUUCUACUCUAGGAUUUCAAUUAAGAUUUCUUUUUUGAAUUUAUUGAUAUCAACCUACAUUGGUAAAUUGAAAGAGAGAGAAAAUGCGUAGAUUAUCAUUGUAUUUCUGCAAGAACAGUCAUCCUGCUCUGUUGUUACCCUCUGAAUCCUAUGCUGGAUUAACAUUUGUUGCCAAUUUCUCCAACAUUUCUUCCCCUUCUAAAAAAUUCCCAGUUCCUCAAAAUCAACUACCCCAAUUCAAUCCUGGUUUUGUGAACCCGAAAAAUGGGUUUGGAUUGGUUCAUUUGGAUAGUGAUUCACAAAACAGUGUUGCCCAUGAUCGUAAAUUUGAUGAAUUUGAGGCUGAUGUUGAAAAAAUUUAUCGAAUUUUGAGGAAGUUCCACUCUAGGGUUCCAAAAUUGGAGCUUGCUUUACAAGAAUCUGGUAUAAUUAUGCGUCUUGGGUUAACGGAACGGGUAUUAAACCGAUGUGGGGAUGCGGGGAAUUUAGCUUAUCAGUUUUUCAUAUGGGCAUCGAAGCAGCCUGGUUACAGGCAUAGCUAUGAUGUCUAUAAGGCCAUGGUUAGGACUUUAGCCAAAAUGAGGCAAUUCGGAACGGUUUGGGCAAUAAUAGAAGAAAUGAGGAGAGAGAGUCCGCGGUUAAUUACCCCGGAUGUGUUUGUUGUGUUGAUGAGAAGGUUUGCUUCUGCAAGGAUGGUUAAGAAGGCAGUUGAAGUGUUAGAUGAAAUGCCUAAAUACGGGUGUGAACCUGACGAGUAUGUCUUUGGGUGUUUGUUGGAUGCGUUGGCUAAGAAUGGUAGUGUCAAGGAGGCAGCCUCACUUUUUGAGGAUAUGAGGAUGAGGUUUACACCAAGCCUCAAGCAUUUUACUUCCUUGCUGUAUGGAUGGUGUAAAGAAGGGAAACUGUUGGAAGCAAAGCAUGUCUUGGUCCAAAUGAGGGAGGCUGGGUUUGAACCAGAUAUAGUAGUCUACAAUAAUUUGCUUAACGGGUAUGCAGUGGCUGGGAAGAUGGCUGAUGCGUAUGAUCUUUUAAAAGAAAUGAGGAGGAAGGGUUGUGAGCCAAAUGCAGCAUCUUACACAGUAUUGAUCCAGGCGCUUUGUUCCAUGGAGAAAACCGAGGAAGCAAUGCGAGUCUUUUAUGACAUGGAGAAAAGUGAUUGUGAUGCGGAUAUCAUAACCUAUAAUGCCUUGAUUAGUGGACUAUGCAAGUGCAGAAAAAUUGAUAAAGCCUAUGAGCUUCUAGAUACUAUGCUUCAGCGAGGCCACACCCCUGAUCAAACUACUUAUCUGCAUAUACUUUUGGCUCAUGAGAAGAAGCAGCAAUUUGAAGAGUGUAAGGAGCUUGUUGAUGAGAUGCAAAAGAUCGGUUGCUUUCCAGAUACUAAAAUAUACAAUACCUUGAUCCGUUUGGCAUACAAGUUGGGGGAGGUAAAAGAAGGUAUUGAACUUUGGAAUGAGAUGGAGGCAAGUAGACUAAGUCCUGGGAUAGAAAGCUUCACUAUAAUGAUUCACGGUCUUGUUGAGCAGGAUUGUCUAGUCGAAGCUUGUGACUAUUUCAAGGAAAUGAUUAACAGAGGGCUUUUAUCUGCUCCCCAGUAUGGUACUUUUAAGGACCUACUGAACUCCCUUUUACGAGCUAAAAAGCUUGAAUUAGCUAAAGAUGUGUGGGAUUGUAUCAUCGUAAAAGGAUGUGAGUUGAAUGUUUAUGCAUGGACAAUCUGGAUCCAUGCACUCUUCUCAAAGGGGCAUGUGAAAGAGGCAUGUUCUUAUUGCCUGGAAAUGAUGAAUGCAGAUGUGAUGCCAGAGCCCAGCACUUUUGCAAAAUUAAUGAAGGGCCUGAAAAAACUGUAUAACAGACAAAUCGCUGCAGAAAUAACAGAAGAAGUGAGGAAGAUGGCAGCCGAUAGACAGAUUACCUUCAAAAUGUACAAAAGAAGGGGAGAGAGGGAUUUGAAGGAGAAAGAUAAAGCGAAAACUGAUGGAAGAAAGAGGAGGGCUCGUCGACGUCAGUGGGGCCAAGGUCGUAGUAAAGCUGACAUUGUUAUUUGAUGAAUGGUGUGUGAGCUUCAAAAGCUAAACUUAGAUGGAGUUUUGUUUGUAAAUUGGAAACAUGAGCCCAUAUCAGGUUUUUAUUCGCUGGGCAAUAUUGGAGGUUUGACAUUGCUUGGCUUGAGCAAGGGAGGGAUUUCUCAGAGUUCUUUACCUGUAUAGAAGGUGCUCUAUAUUGCAGAUCUGUAUGGCUGUAUUGCUUGUAUGCAUGUUUGGAGUUCUAAAUGUCUACUGUCCUGUUGAGGCAAUAAGCUGCACUUCUUGUUAAUUGUCAUAAUCUGAUCAGAGCUGAUUUUUUUUUUGUGUUUGGGGGGGGGGGGGGGGGGGGGGGGGGGAGAUUGUGCCGAUCUAGAUAACAUAGGUAAGCAAAGCUCUCAAAGUUGAACCAUGUUUCUAUUUCUUCCAUGGCAACAGCAGCUCAACCUUAUUUUAUUUUGAUCCCUUGUAAAUGUAAUGCUUGUUUUGUUUCUUAUUCCCGUUCCUAGUGUUCUGGUAACUUAAGCUUUUGUGUGUGUGAAUUCUGUGAAGUGCCUUCAAUAGGCAUCAUAUCCCUACUCAUUCAGUCAUGCCUAUGAUGCAUCAACCAGAAUGUUGUUAAUCUCACACAGCUUCUCAUUGUGGUUAUGCUGUUAUGGGUCAUUCCUGUUGAACUUAGCAUUUGUGUAAUACAGAAAUUAUCAACAAUUAACCCACCUUUUUACGCCAGAAUAAAAGGAAUGAAUGAAUGAUGUUGUUUGCAAGAGCAAAGUACAGUUAUUGUAAAUGAAAUACAGAAGUCAUACUAGUUUGAAAUAUCAGUAUCAAUACUUCCAGAAUAUUAUAUUACAGCAUGAUUUUCUUUUUAAUUGUCACCACAAAAAAAAAAAAAAAAA